This is a messenger RNA of Microtus oregoni (creeping vole), 750 nucleotides long. RefSeq names its product cell surface glycoprotein CD200 receptor 2-like. The record is from RefSeq and is a predicted model, not a curated record. The coding region runs from base 1 to 750 and encodes 249 amino acids. The transcript is spliced from 4 exons. Gene Ontology annotation, molecular function: signaling receptor activity. NCBI's taxonomy places the organism in Eukaryota, Metazoa, Chordata, Mammalia, Rodentia, Cricetidae. Gene Ontology annotation, cellular component: external side of plasma membrane. Gene Ontology annotation, biological process: regulation of neuroinflammatory response.
AUGAAUGCUGUGGGGAGGACUUCGGUCUUGGGGUUACUGAUCUCCAUCACUAUUUUGGUGUCUGUUAACACUACACUGUUUGUAAAGACGGGUGCAAAGGCUCUGCUGUGUUGCCCUGCUCUUCCAAUGACAAAAGCAAUAUUAAUAGCAUGGGCCAUAGCCCCCAGAGGCCAGCCUCCCUGCAGAAUAACUUACAGAGUAGAAACAAAAGAGACCAAUGAAACCAACUGUACAGACAAGAGAAUCACCUGGGCAUCCACACCUGACCAGAGUCCUGACCUUCAGAUCAAUGCAGUGGCCCUCAGUCAUGACGGGCUUUAUUCAUGUGAAAUAGCAACACUGCAGGGGAAUUUCCUAAGGAGACAUGACCUCUAUGUGCUAGUGCCUCCAGCAGUUACCCUGCUUCCAGGGGAAAACAGAACAGCAGUUUGUGAGGCAACUGCAGGCAAGCCGGCUGCGCAGAUCUUUUGGAGUCCAGAUGGGAAUCACGUCACUAAGCAGGAAUCACACAGCAAUGGCACCGUGACUGUCAGGAGCACAUACUUCUGGGAGCAGAACAAUGUGUCUGUGGUGUUCUGCUUUGUCUCCCAUCCUACUGGCAACCAGACUCUGUCCAUAGAACUGAAUCAAGGUGUCACCAUCAUGCUGCGUUCCCUGCUGACCAUUCUCUAUGUGAAACUUUCCCUUCUGGGGAUUAUUCUGCUCAUCCAAGGAUUGGUUUUCUCCCAGAAGAGCAAUUAUUUCAUGUAG